Molecule: messenger RNA, 3128 nt
Organism: Mytilus californianus (California mussel)
Lineage: Eukaryota; Metazoa; Mollusca; Bivalvia; Mytilida; Mytilidae
Exons: 6
Coding region: 571-1569 (332 amino acids)
Source: RefSeq, a predicted model, not a curated record
UAUCGCUCAAUGAUUUUGGUUUAAAAUAAAAUGUGAACGACUUUGUCAAUACAUUAGGUAUCGUUGAUUGGAAUUUCACACGGCAACAUUGAAAUUGUCCUAACUUGUUUGGAAUAAAGCCAAUUGUAAAAGUAAAACUUCUCAAUAAGUUAUAGAGAUUUUUGAAAAAUUUAAGUUUUUAGGCUGUCAACACAAGGAAAUGAGUCAAAACUUGAAACGAACCUUGUCAAAUCACAGCGACCUGGACUUAAAGCAUGACAUGACCAUAGAAUCUAAAAUAAUCAGAUCUGUCAAAAAUGAUGAUAGGAUGGAAUUUAACCAUUGGUGUGCAACCGUAUUUUAUGCAUUUGCUACGUUAACAGAGUCGUAUUGGUGUGAUAGCUGUCCAUUAAUCAGUAUGGAACUAUUAUCAGCAAUAACAUCUAGGUUACUAAACUGUCUACAUAAAUUUCUUUCGCUUUUAGAUCGAGAUAUGCAAAUCAGAAAAGAAACAAUCACUGAUUCUAAACUGGUGAAAGCUGGUGAUAUCCUACUCACUCCUGAUCUGAAACAUGUGAUUGUAAAAGAUGUAUGUGCUACCAAAACAGACAAAUUAAUAGAAAAGACAGAAUCAGUUUAGAGAUUCUUCAUGCGACUAACCAUUUGCUUCUUUCUAAAAAAGUGUCAAAAAGUACGUUUGCGUUGAUACCUCAGACAUCAGUUGUUGCAGUCCACAAAAAGUGUAAUCAAUAUGAAAAAGACACUUUUAUUGCACAUGCAUUACGUUACGUUGGAAAAGUGUUACUUCCACGAUCAAGCGAUUCAUAUGGGUUGCUACCGAGUAUUACUGACCUAAUAGGAUCCAUGAUGUAUCGACGACAAAUAUAUGGGACUAAUGACAUCAACCCCGGAGACAUAAUUGUAUUCCUAUACCAUGGUUUAUUCCAAAAAGGUGUUAUAUUAAGCAAACACCAGGCGCCAAAUAAUUUACUGCAAGUCACAGUUUACUGUAUUGACGAGGCAGGAUGCGUUUCUGAAACUAAUAGCAUUUACAACUUGGAUAAGGAAAUAGUCACCCGGUACGCAUACAGCGAUUUGGAUUCCGUUAUCCGAAAACGAGUGCUUUAUACGGCAGAACAGAUGAAAGGAAUGUGCUUGUUUAGAGGACUUGUCCAGAAAUCUUUACGAUUCGUAUUAGGUUGCCUGUCUGGUGACCUUUUGUAUACACAACAUCAACCCAUUUUCAUAGGCUUCCGUGAAACAAAACUAAAAACGAGCGCUUUUCCAAGAAUCGAGAACAUUGAAAGGUGGAUGAAUUCUAACUGUUGCGAUAAUAUACCUGACACCAUCAAAGAAAAUGUUCCUUCAUUACACCUUUGUCCAACCAUAUUAGUCCUUACCUCCACAGAUGGUGAAACAGAACCUGCUUUGCUAUUUGAAGACAAGCACAUCAUAAAAACAAAGGUCGAAACAUUCUCGUCUCCUUCAAGAGCAAAAGAAAGAAUCCGUCGGCGGUGCAAUGUCUGUAAGACGACGAAAGCAGAACCAAUUGUUGUUUGUAUGCUAGGAACAGAUGAACACGGAGACUAAACAAAACAGGACAUUACUCUCAUUGACUUACUAACGGAGACUACAAUGGAUUGUGCUGACAUAUUAUUCGUAUUUCCAAAAGCACAACACAGUCAUAGCAACGACAAACGCAGAAUCGUAAGCAAGUCAAUAGAAAAACAAUUAAAGAGAGCAACAUUAACAGAUAAGAUAUACUGCAAUGUUUUCUUUAAUUAUGAAACUGACAUUGAAAAAAGAAUUGCACUAUUUGCUGAAGAACAGGUGUAUACAGCAGUCAGAGAGUUGAACAAAGCCAUCAGAAGAACGCACCGGGAAAUGCCACUGAAUGGAAAUCAGACACAGACUGUCAUAGAUGACUAUGAAAAGAAAAUGGAGAAACUUGAAUCGUUUUUUCCUUCCGAUAAGACAGACCACUAUGCAUGUCAUAAACUUGAAGUUUUACUGCAAAGACAUUCAGAUGUCUCUGCAUUUUCAUUGAAUGAUGGGCAGAUGCAAAUCUUUACUAAAGAAGAGAAAUCUGUUCGUUGUUAUAUUGAAGAAUUUUUACCGAAGAACAUGUGCCCCUUUACAGUGAGACAAUGGUCAAGCAAUCCAAAAAUAUCAAAGUGUCAUUUAAAGCAAGGCAGCAAAGUAAGUAGAUCUAAUGAUCACAGUCAAGAAUAUGGAACCCUCGGGUUUUUCUUACGUGAUAAUGAGGGAAGCCUUUAUUUUACGACAUGUGCACAUGUCAUUCAAAACAAUAAAGAAGUUUAUACCGACACUGUAGAAUCAGCAGUUGGAAAGAGUGUAAUGGCUCCUAACGUGUAUGCAGAUUCAAUCACCGACGGUCUCGACUUAUCACUGAUUAAGGUCUUCAAGGAAAAGAUUGAACAUUGUCGAUAUGGAUUGCGAGAUUCUACAGACAGGUUUGUAACCGGAAUAGUAGCCCUCGCAAACGAUAGUGAAAUGAAAAAUAUGAAAGUAUAUAAAUGGGGAGCGAAAACUGAACUAACGAAAGGAACUUAUAAAGGAUCAAUAUUUGUGAGGGAGGGUGAAGAAUUUAAAAAUCGUAUUCACUUUAUACAAAACAAUCCAACAAAUGCGGAAUUUGCAGAAGAAGGAGAUAGCGGUUCAUUGAUUUGUUUUGAAGCGACGGAUUCACCACAACUAUCAAGCAAAUCAGCUGCCUUUAUAUUUGUUGGGAAGUGCUUAAGCGGCAAAGAAUUUCUUCCCGAAGAAUUCAAAGAAAAAGACCUUUUUGCAGGGCUUGGGUAUCAUGUGAGCAAUGCAUUUGAGUGCAAAACUCGUAAUUUGAAUCCUAUGCUUACACCCGGGAACGACAAUGGCUCUAUUCAACAGGGAGCUGGAAUACAGUUUUAAUCUUAAGUAAAAACUGUUUGAAUAUAACAUGUAUAACAGCCGAUGUUUUUUUAAUUUCAAAACUAAGACAUUCAAAAGCAAAAUUCAUUGAUUAUUUCAAGAAUAAAUAAGCGCAACACUAACCAAAAUGACCUCAUUGCAAUUAAUGAUCUCAAGGUCACAUUAUUUUAACCAACAAUUCCUAAGCAUUGUUUGAUAAAUAAUAUAUUUUAUAAAAGUUU